AUGCAAACUAUAAAACAUAAUGCAAUAAAUAUCCAUACAACAUGUUAUAAAAAAUUAUUUUUAUUCAUAAGUAUUGGAGUUUUUAGUUUAACAAUCUAUCUCGUUUUUUUUUCAAAUAAACUAACUAUUCGAUAUAAAAGAAUUUCUAUUGAAAAAUUUCAACAAUCUUCUAUUGCUGGUUUUUAUCAUUUUGCUAUCGUUGGUCCUAACUGGAAAAAUAUAAUUAAUGAACAAAUGUCACUCGUUUAUGCUAAUGGAUUAUUUAAUUCAAGUUCGAAUAUUUAUGUAACUGGUUUAGGUAAAAUUAAUGAUAAUAAGACUGCAUACGAUCUAUUUGCUCAUCCGAAAUUUAUUUAUGAAUAUAAAACAAGAACAGAAUUAUAUGAAUAUCCAACAUUAAAGAAACUUGAAAGUUUUUGUUUUCAUAAUAACGCAUCGUUCGUAUGGUAUGCACAUUCUAAAGGUUCUUCACAUUCGUUUGAUUUUGUAGUUUCCUGGAGAGCUGUAUUAAAUUAUUUUGUUUUGGAACAAUGGCAACUAUGUUAUAAACUUUUAUCUUCAACAAAUUAUACGACUUGUGGCGCUAUAUUGACUUAUGAUCGUGUACGUAAACCUGGUUGGAAUACAUAUUAUGCUGGAAAUAUGUGGUGGGCGAAAUGUUCACAUGUUAAUCGACUUACAAGAAUUGAUAAAUUUGAUCAAAAAGAUCGAUACAUGACAGAAAUAUAUGUCACAUCUGAACCUAAUAUUGGACAUUUUAAUUGUCACUAUGUCAACUUACAUUUACCAAUUAGUUUUAACAAACAAAAUGCAAGUUGUACAAUUAAUUAUCCGUUAUGGUGGGCACGAUAA
Adineta steineri is the source of this 852-nucleotide messenger RNA. Lineage: Eukaryota; Metazoa; Rotifera; Eurotatoria; Adinetida; Adinetidae. The record is from the annotation of a GenBank genome assembly.